CUUUCGAUCGGACAGCGCACAAUACCGGGAGAAGCCGAGGCAGGCCGUGAUGAGACGAGUCACGCGGAACUAGCGGAGCGACGAAGACCGGACCUGGAAGAAGGGCAACCCUAAAACCCCACGGCGGUGUACGGUCUCCUCGACCUCCUGUCUCCCUCCUGCUGCCGUAAGCCGCCGCCCCGACGCGCCGCACCGCGGCCGGCGAGAUGAACUUCUUUCGGAGAUCCUCCCAACUCCUCGCGCUCCCGCUCCUCUUCCUGCUGCUAGCGCAGGUGCCGUCACUGGAGGCGGCCGAGUCCACGCCGGGGACCCGGACGCGCAAGAUCGGCGGCACGGGGGCCUCCUCGGUGUUCUCGCUCUUCAACCUCAAGCCCAAGAGCAAGUUCUGGACCGAGUCCGUCAUCCGCACAGAAUUCGAUGACUUGGAAGGAUCGGCGUCGCGGGAUUCCAGCAAGAAGGGUUUGCUCAACUUCACAAGAGCUGGUAAUAUUGCAAAUUAUAUGAGCCUGUCGGAGGUUGAUUCCAUAUAUCUUUCGAUCCCUGUGAACUUCAUCUUUAUUGGAUUUGAUGGAAAAGGAGGACACGAUUUUAAGUUGGGAACUGAAGAAAUAGAGCGCUGGUUUACAAAAAUAGAUCACAUAUUUGAGCACACAAGAAUCCCUCCAGUUGGCGAAGUUCUUACGCCGUUCUAUAAGACAAGUGUUAAGAAACUUCGGCAGUAUGAUCUUCCUUUAGUCAGCCAUGUGAACCACAAUUUUUCUGUGCAUGCAAUACACAUGGGAGAAGAUGUUUUAUCUGUUUUUGAACACGCUAUAAAAGUUCUUUCGCGUAGAGAAGAUCUCGCGGAUUCCAGAGAAAAUGAGGAGGGAUUUUUGCAAGUGGAUAGUGCUCAAAUGGAACAUAUAUUUUCUACUCUUGCUGAUCACCUUCAGAUACAAGAAGCUUACAAUAUCUUCAUUCUUAAUCCCAAGCCUAUUGGCAAGAGUAUUAAUUAUGGUUACCGGAAAGGUUUCUCCGAGUCUGAGAUCAACUUGCUCAGGGAGAAUAAGACUCUGCAAACUCGGAUACUCCAAUCUAAAAGUGACAACAAACUCUUUCUUGAUAUUGAAAAGGGAGUCAAUAGAAGGCCCUUGUACGAAAGCCAUCCUCUAUCAUCAUUUUCAUGGACCACAACUGACAAUAUGGAUAUGGGGGAUUGGUCAAAGAAAUGCAAGGAAGCAUUAACCAAUUUUGAGCUGCUGAAGGAAGGGAAAAGUAAAGAUGACAUUGUUUAUGACAAAGCCGUUCAGAUAUUACAUGGCACAAAGGAUGAGCUGCAUGGCAUUUUAGAAAGUGCACUACAGUCUAGUGAUUUGAAGGGUCUCCAUGGUCAAUGCCUUACGGAUAUAUGGAUUGGCAGAGACAGGUUUGCUUUUAUUGAUCUGAGUGCAGGGCCAUUUGCCUGGGGCCCUUCUGUUGGCGGUGAUGGUGUUCGUACAGAACUUAGUCUACCAAAUGUUGCAAAGACUGUUGGGGCUGUUGCAGAAGUUACAGAAGAAGAAGCGGAAGAAAAAUUGCAAGAUACAAUCAGAGAGAGAUUUUCAUCCUUUGGGGAGGAUUACCAUGCUGUGGAUAUCCUAUUGGCAGAGAUUGAUGUCUAUGAACUUUUUGCUUUCAAGCAUUGUGUGGGAAGAAGGGUACAGCUUGCCCUUUGCAAAGAACUUGAUGAGAGGAUGCAUGACCUGAAAAAUGAAUUGGAGGGUUACAAUACUGGAGAUUCUGAUGAAAUUAACAAGAAGAAAGCUCUUGAUGCGUUGAAGAGAAUGGAAAACUGGAACUUAUUUAGAGAUACUUCAGAGGAACAUCAUAGUUACACAGUAGCUCGUGAUUCAUUUCUUGCACAACUUGGAUCAAUGUUAUUGGGUUCUAUGAGGCAUGUAAUUGCUCCUUCUGUUUCUCAUAAAGCACACCAUUACUACGAGAAGUUAUCAUUUCAGUUGUACUUUGUGACACAAGAGAAACUCAGGAAUAUAAAGCAGUUGCCUGUUAAUGUAAAAUCCAUCACAGAGAGCCUGAGUUCUGUGUUAUUACGAUACCAGAAGUCAAUGUUUACCCAGCGCAUGCUGUCAUUGUCAGAGGAACCAGCAUUGAUGAUGGCGUUUUCAAUGGCACGUCGCGCAGCUGCAGUGCCACUUCUGUUAGUCAAUGGCACCUAUAAGUCAACAGUUCAUACAUACCUUGAUUCUGCUAUUCUCCAACAUCAGCUACAGAGACUAAGUGAGCAUAGUUCACUUAAAGGGGGACAUUCAAAUCACAGGUCAACAUUGGAGAUCCCGAUAUUCUGGUUCAUACAUAGUGAACCCCUACUACUGGACAAACAUUAUCAAGCCAAGGCUCUCUCAAACAUGGUUGUAGUAGUUCAGUCAGAUGAUGAUGCUUGGGAAAGCCACUUACAGUGCAAUGGGAGGCCCAUCUUAUGGGAUUUGAGGAGAGCUGCGUGUUAUUGCAUUAAGAAGAGAAGUGAUCCAGUUUAUAAGGGAAACCGGGCUUGAAAACCAUAACAAGCAAAACGAUACAACCCGCGGAACCCAGUUCACGCGUAACACAAGAAAAGAAGAGAAACCCAAACCCCCCUGACAACCAGAUGACUCGUCACGGAGAGCGACAAACAACCCGGCGAACACAAAAAACAGCAUACAACUAUCCAUACCUGAUGACGCUAACCCGCCAACACUGCGCCCAGCUAGCACCUCGACCAGAACUUCCCGACAACUUCGCAGGCGGAGCCUUGCUCCCACGCCUGACAACUCAACACGGUCGGCAGCCCCCAUGCCGAACCACAAGCGCAAAGAAAGGGUCCUGGGACCGUCGGAGCGUAGCCAUUGUCGCGAAGCGCCAAAAGGUGAUGGAAGGCCUCGUCUAGAAGGGGACAACGAAGGAGGAUGGUGUGCCUUGCAAGAAGUGGUGUUGAUUGUAACAAAGAACAUAGAGAUUCUCCGAAACGACACCUUCAAGAAGGAAGUGGUAGAGGAACCGCCGUCGCUCGUCCGAAAAGUCGGACAAGGUUUUCACCCGGAGAGAUCUCGUGGGGGAAGUAUCGACACGACGCCUCCAUGGAGGUUAUGACGCCUGUCGGUGUCACCGUCGUCGGUAAUGGCAAGACGCCUGCUAGGGCUUUCACCCAAGAUUCCCCCAGCCACGGCACAACCUGAGGAACGCUAAGGCUCGAUGGGUCGACGAGAACAUCCACCUGCAACAGAGUAACCAGAAGCACACAACACAGGCACAACGCAUCGAUCAGGACGACCGGGGGCGGAGCCUCAUCCAGCAGCAACGAAGACCGACGGGCAGCACCAAAGCAGGGAAGUGCAAACGGUAGAUCUUCUAUCAGACACACCGCACCGACGCCCAGAGGAUGACAGCACCGAGUCAACUGGCCAAAUCAGCCCACCAGGGACGGCCAGCCGGGGGCCAGAAGCAAAGCCGACAUCCAAAGGCCGCAUAGAGGCCGCAUGUCCACCACCCGCCACCGGAGCUGUACGAACAGCACACCGGCGGCAAGGUGAGCAGACGCACAGGCCCCCGUGCGGAUCCUGCCUGAAGGGGUAGAUCUGGAGAAGGACAGC
Messenger RNA from Phragmites australis (common reed), 3605 nucleotides. RefSeq lists its product as uncharacterized. NCBI's taxonomy places the organism in Eukaryota, Viridiplantae, Streptophyta, Magnoliopsida, Poales, Poaceae. The transcript is spliced from 21 exons. Bases 207 to 2531 code for a protein of 774 amino acids. The record is from RefSeq and is a predicted model, not a curated record.